Molecule: messenger RNA, 1673 nt
Organism: Sarcophilus harrisii (Tasmanian devil)
Lineage: Eukaryota; Metazoa; Chordata; Mammalia; Dasyuromorphia; Dasyuridae
Gene: RNF152
Product: ring finger protein 152
Exons: 3
Coding region: 606-1223 (205 amino acids)
Biological process (GO): protein polyubiquitination; negative regulation of TORC1 signaling; cellular response to amino acid starvation
Cellular component (GO): lysosome; lysosomal membrane
Molecular function (GO): ubiquitin protein ligase activity
Source: RefSeq, a predicted model, not a curated record
CGGACCCACGGCGGGCGGGCGGCGGGCGGGCGGCUCUGACGGAGCCCGCGGCUACUCCAGCUUCUCCGCCGGUGCUGCCCGGCCGGCCCCUCCGCUCUGUUCCGCUCAGCGGCAGGAGCCGCUCGUGGGGAGUUCCAGCGUGUGUCUGUGUGUCUGUAUCCGUGUGUGUGUGCGCGCGCGCGUGUGAAGGAGAGGGAGACAGACCCGGUGAGUGAGCGGCGGGCGCGGGACAAAUUGGGACAACCUAGGGAUGCUACUGCUGCUGCUACGGUCGCCGCCGUUGCUUGUUGAAGGCAGACCCCGACAAGGCUAAAAGGAAAGAUGGCAAAGUGGAUUCAGAAAAACAUUUAAUGACUUGGCCCUGAGACCAAACCUCAGACAAAGUUCCUGAUUCUUAAACUAAUAUUAUUUAAACCAGGUUUUACUGCAUUUUCCUUCAAUUUAAGGCAUGACCAAGUGUGAUAGAUGCCUUUGAACUUCCUGGUCACUUUCCUGCAUUGGAAGGACUCCAAAAAAAAGAGUGUAUCCUGAGCAAAACCCCACCCUUCUUUAGAUUGUGGACUAAACCUCAAGGUCCGGAACCUGCCCCUCCCUGCCCCGAGGUGAUGAUGGAAACCCUUUCUCAAGAUUCUUUGCUGGAAUGUCAGAUUUGUUUCAAUUAUUACAGUCCCAGGCGGAGGCCCAAGUUGUUAGACUGCAAACAUACCUGCUGUUCAGUUUGCCUCCAGCAAAUGAGGACAAGCCAGAAGGACCUGAGGUGCCCAUGGUGCCGGGGUAUUACCAAGCUUCCCCCAGGGUUCUCGGUCUCCCAGCUCCCUGAUGAUCCCGAGGUGCUUGCAGUGAUUGCAAUCCCCCACACUUCGGAGCACACUCCAGUCUUCAUCAAACUUCCCAGCAAUGGAUGUUACAUGCUACCCUUACCCAUCUCCAAGGAGCGAGCAUUAUUGCCUGGAGACAUUGGCUGCCGCCUGUUGCCAGGUAGCCAGCAAAAGUCUGUCACCGUGGUGACCAUUCCGACAGAACAGCAGCCUCUGCAGGGGGGGAUUCCCCAAGAUGCAGUGAUGGAGGAGGAGCAAGACAGGAGGGGUGUGGUGAAAAGCUCCACCUGGUCGGGGGUUUGCACUGUGAUCUUGGUGGCCUGCGUCCUGGUUUUCCUGCUCGGCAUUGUUCUGCACAACAUGUCUUGCAUUUCUAAGCGCUUCACUGUGAUCUCUUGUGGCUGAGAAAGGCUGCAGAGUAAAAUUCCAUGUGUACCAACUUAGGGGUUGAGAACAUAUUGGUGAUGGGAUCACAGUGAGGUGUAUACGGCAACACUGACCAAUUGGUGCAGGGGACUGGGCACUAGGUAAGCCACUUAAUUAUAUGAAGACAGACCCGAAAGGCAGAAUGCAGGACCUCUCAACAAGAUACGAGGGAAACUGUACUGAGUGAUGGUCACAGCUUGGAAGGAGAUUGCAUGUAUCACCAUAAUAAUUUAUUAAAUGAACUGUAAUUUAUGAUUUUAUCAUGUUAAAACAUAUUCUACCUAGAUGUUAUACUGUACAAGUAUAUAUGAUGUGAUCUCUAAAUGCAAUAGAUUAAAAUCAAAAUGCUAUGUAUAGAAGUAGAAUUAAACAUGAGAAUCAAUGUAACAGGUAUGCAAUGCUGGUUUCCUUUUUUUUUUUUUUUUUUUU